Molecule: messenger RNA, 1076 nt
Organism: Daphnia pulex (common water flea)
Lineage: Eukaryota; Metazoa; Arthropoda; Branchiopoda; Diplostraca; Daphniidae
Exons: 3
Coding region: 239-934 (231 amino acids)
Source: RefSeq, a predicted model, not a curated record
CAUAAAAUGGUGGGAUGAGAAAAAAAAAUGUCAGAACGGUACGUAACAUAGAGUUCAAUACAUGACUAAACCUUUUAGUAAAGUCACAAAAGAAGUUAAAGAACGCGAUUUAGCCAAAACAUUUUUGAUCCCACGGACUGAUCCGAAAGUAUUUAAAUAACGAAACAUUUACAAACAUGUCGCAGUAACAAUCCACAAGCUAAAGCAGCAGGUAGAGCAAUCUCAAACCUAUCUCGCAAUGAAACUACGCCGUUCUUUCAGAUUGUUGCUGUUCGUAGCUGCCAUCAUACUUGGAGUGGAAUCGGCCAAGAUCCAUAAGAAAGUCCGACGCUCGGCUUUGUCGCUGCCUAGCGGUGGAACGCUAUCAGUCACGAUGGAUUUGAUCAUUCCCGUCGUUCCACUUCUCAACACCACAUUGACUUACCUGUGGUUCGAUUUGCCGCUCACAUUCGAUCUACCCACUGCUAGCGCGCUGAACGAACUCUACUCGAGUUUUGGCAUGUCAUCCGGAACUUCAAAUGACGAUGAGUCCCGCAUUUCAAAUGAACUGAACCACGAGUUUAUGGAGGAACAAAGAGCUAAUCAUGAUCGGAGACAAGUUUACAAAUAUGCCGAAAGUUUCUUUCAAAAUUUUGGAUUCAACGGCAAUGCUUGCUUAAAGCGGGCCAUAUGCGAGCUAGCUGAAGCUCCACUAGGCAAUCACGGACUUUUCGGGAAAAUCUUUGACAUCUUAUUUUUGCCAACUGAAUCGGAUUUUCCUCAACACGAGCAGAAUUUCAUCAAUUUUACGUCGCUGCCCCCUGAGCUGCAUUUCUUGGGGAAAAGGAAUAAGGACGAAUACAACGACGCCUAUUUGAAGGGUAGAGCAGCCAGCGGUUGUCUCACUCAUUUCUCCGCAUGUCCAAUUUCUGUCUUCAAACUUUUGGACUUUUAACUUAAACAAAAAAUGUAGAGACUAUAACCAGUGAUUUGUUCUGAAACCUAAAGUUCCUAUUUCGAUAUAUUCGUGUUAGAAAAAAGUGCACUCACAUCCUAUACAACAACGUUGCAUAAAUAAAAUCUCGUCCAAACUGAUA